This is a messenger RNA of Diatraea saccharalis (sugarcane borer), 856 nucleotides long. Lineage: Eukaryota; Metazoa; Arthropoda; Insecta; Lepidoptera; Crambidae. The record is from the annotation of a GenBank genome assembly.
GACGUUUCUUUCUUACUAAAAUCUGUGUCCAACAUGGCUCGAGGUCCCAAGAAGCAUUUGAAGCGUUUAAACGCUCCGAAAGCAUGGAUGUUGGACAAAUUAGGAGGUGUGUAUGCACCACGGCCGUCUACCGGUCCUCACAAGCUGCGAGAGUGUUUGCCGCUAGUGAUUUUUUUGAGAAACCGGCUCAAGUAUGCGCUCACCGGUAACGAAGUGCUCAAGAUCGUGAAGCAGCGUCUUAUCAAAGUCGAUGGGAAAGUCAGGACAGACCCCACAUAUCCAGCUGGUUUUAUGGAUGUUGUAUCUAUUGAAAAGACCAAUGAAUUGUUCCGGCUCAUAUAUGAUGUCAAAGGGAGGUUUACAAUUCAUCGUAUUACUCCUGAGGAAGCUAAAUACAAGCUGUGCAAGGUGAAGCGCGUGGCGACGGGGCCCAAGAACGUGCCGUACCUGGUGACGCACGACGGCCGCACCGUGCGCUACCCGGACCCGCUCAUCAAGGUCAACGACUCCAUACAGCUCGAUAUCGCCACCACCAAGAUCAUGGACUUCAUCAAGUUCGAGUCAGGCAACCUGUGCAUGAUCACUGGCGGGCGUAACUUGGGGCGCGUGGGCACGAUCGUGUCCCGCGAGCGGCACCCCGGCUCCUUCGACAUCGUGCACAUCCGCGACACCACCGGACACACCUUCGCCACCAGAUUGAACAACGUGUUCAUAAUCGGCAAGGGCACGAAGGCGUACAUCUCGCUGCCGCGCGGCAAGGGCGUGCGCCUCACCAUCGCGGAGGAGCGCGACAAGCGCAUCGCCGCCAAGGUCCAGGGCCAGUAGGAUAAGACGCUAAUAAAAUGUUAAAACCCAA